Trichomonas vaginalis G3 is the source of this 1470-nucleotide messenger RNA. Its product is annotated as apoptosis inhibitor 5-related family. Gene Ontology annotation, molecular function: RNA binding. The record is from RefSeq and is a predicted model, not a curated record. The transcript has a single exon. Gene Ontology annotation, cellular component: nucleus. NCBI's taxonomy places the organism in Eukaryota, Parabasalia, Trichomonadida, Trichomonadidae. Bases 1 to 1470 code for a protein of 489 amino acids.
AUGUCAAAUAUUACUGAACUUCAAGAGCUUUUACAGAAAUUAGAAAAGGACGAAGCAGCCACAGAAGAGGAUUUUAGAACAUUUAUGGGCGGUUCAAGUGGUGAUGAAGAAAUGAAAAAGCUUAUUGCACAAAAUAUUUAUAAAUUUAUCGCGAAAUUCCCAGAAUGUCAGAGAAGAGCUCUUCACACACAGAUGAAAUUUGUCAAAGAUGAGUCAGAACAAGUCCAAGCAUUCGGCGUUCGAAAUCUUUUUGAUCUUGUCGUUUGCAAUCCAUCGAAAGUUAUUGGAACUCUUGUUAAACUUCAUUCUGAAGCACAAGGAAGCGUUUUGACAAUGGUAAAAUCGAAUUUUAGGUCACAUUUGUCAAAUACAAAUCGCGUUUUUCUCAGAAACUUCAUAGAUGUUGCGAAAUCAGAAGAAACAACAAAAGAAGAUAAGCUUGCAAUGAUUAAUAUCAUAAAAGAAUACAUCACUUUCGGUAAAGAUACAAAAGAAUUCGUUUGCGACGUAAUAGACUUUGCUUACGAUGCUGAUCCUGUCAUAGCUGUCCGCUUUAUCAUGAAAUACAGUGAACUCAUGACAGAUCACCAAAGAGAUGACCGCUUAAACAAGUUUUUCAACAAUAUUUACACAAAAUUGAAUACAGACGAUGUCGAGCAAUAUACGUCAACAAUACAACAUUCCAUCCUUCCUUCGAUAUCAAAUAUCCCAUUUAAAGAAGGAAAAGCAGGUCAAAGAUUAUUUUCAAUUGCAGCUGAAUUAAUCUUCCCCAAGCUUAGUAAUACAGAUGAGAAGUGGCAGAUAUUUACAUUGAGAGUAUUUGCAGACGCUGCUCGUUUCGCAAACGAAAAUUCUGCGACUGAAUUAAUUAAUUCGCUUUACGAACACUUAUUUACCAAAAUAGGCAGUUUGUUCUCAAGCAUGCUUGUUGUGGAACCAAUUCUUUUCCUCAUGAGUACAUUAAUUAAAAAAGUUCCUGAACAUUCAAACGAAAUUUUCGGAAUUACUUUUGUACAAACAGGAGAAAAGAAGGAAGUAGAUGAAGCAAAGCAGGCACAACUCGAUCUAGUCAUUCCUUACCUCAAAACAGAGGCUGCAAGGAAAAUUGAAGAAAAUGAAAAGGAAUUUGAGGGUCUUUCAGAGGAAGAAAAGGGUAAGAAGCAAAAAUCAUACGAUGAAUUGAAGAUUGCUGCUACAAAUUGCUUGAAUUUCGCUGAAUAUUUAUCAUCUGAAGAAACAUGGAACGCAAAGAAGCCAAAGAACCCAUCAUGGGCUUUCGCAAACAAAGAAAGGAAGCCAAUGAAGAACGCUCCAAAGAAAGGAAAGCCGAAAUUCCACCAUGGACCAGAUGACAGAAAAGGUCCUAGAAAUGACGGAUUCCCACCUCGCGGAGAUAGACCGCCGAGAGGAGACAAACCACCUAGAGGUGAUAGACCACCAAGAGGAGACAGAUUCCAGAAAAAUGAAUAG